Conger conger (European conger) is the source of this 2725-nucleotide messenger RNA. It is a transcript of the gene sptlc1, whose product is annotated as serine palmitoyltransferase, long chain base subunit 1. Gene Ontology annotation, cellular component: endoplasmic reticulum. Gene Ontology annotation, biological process: ceramide biosynthetic process; sphingosine biosynthetic process. The record is from RefSeq and is a predicted model, not a curated record. NCBI's taxonomy places the organism in Eukaryota, Metazoa, Chordata, Actinopteri, Anguilliformes, Congridae. Gene Ontology annotation, molecular function: pyridoxal phosphate binding; serine C-palmitoyltransferase activity. Bases 74 to 1492 code for a protein of 472 amino acids. The transcript is spliced from 15 exons.
CGGAGCAUGCGUCGUAGCGUUUCAUUCAGAAGGGGUGACGUUAGGUGCAUGAUCACAUGGUCAUCUAAUCAAGAUGGCGUCCGGGCAACAGUGGGUGUUAGUUGAGAUGGUACAGGCUUUCUACGAGGCGCCUGCGUACCACCUGAUCCUGGAGGGGAUCCUGAUCCUGUGGAUUGUGCGCCUGCUGUUCUCCAAGACCUACAAGCUGCAGGAGCGCUCCGACCUGACAGAGAAGGAGAAAGAGGAGCUUAUUGAAGAGUGGCAGCCAGAGCCCCUGGUCCCACCCGUGUCCAAGGACCACCCCUCCCUCAAUUAUGAUGUCGUCACUGGCCCUCCGAGCCACACCAUCGUCGUUAACGGGAAGGAGUGUGUCAACUUCGCCUCGUUUAACUUCCUGGGCCUGCUGGACCACGACAGAGUGAAGAAACAAGCUCUUGCGUCUCUGAAGAAGUAUGGUGUGGGCACCUGUGGGCCGAGAGGGUUCUACGGCACGUUCGACGUGCACCUGGAGCUGGAGGAGCGCCUGGCCAGGUUCAUGAGGACGGAGGAGGCCAUCAUCUACUCCUACGGCUUCGCCACCGUCGCCAGCGCCAUCCCCGCGUACUCCAAGAGGGGCGACAUCGUGUUCGUGGACGAGGCGGCCUGUUUCUCCAUCCAGAAGGGCCUGCAGGCCUCGCGCAGCUUCAUUAAGUACUUCAGACACAACGACAUGGAGGACCUGGAGCGGCUGCUCCGGGAGCAGGAGCUGGAGGACCAGAAGAAUCCGCGGAAAGCGCGCGUGACCCGGAGGUUCAUCGUGGUGGAGGGGCUGUACAUCAACACGGGAGACGUGUGCCCGCUCCCCGACCUGGUGAAGUUGAAGUACAGGUACAAGGUGCGGAUCUUUCUGGAAGAGAGCAUGUCCUUCGGCGUUCUGGGAGACCACGGACGCGGUGUCACGGAACACUUUGGAGUCGACAUCAAUGACAUCGACCUGAUCAGCGCUAACAUGGAGAACGCUGUGGCCUCUGUGGGCGGCUUCUGCUGCGGCCGGUCCUUCGUCAUCGACCAUCAGCGGCUCUCAGGACAGGGCUACUGCUUCUCGGCCUCCCUGCCCCCCAUGCUGGCCUCCGCUGCCAUCGAGGCCCUGAGCAUCAUGGAGGAGGACCCAGGGAUCUUCUCCGUCCUGAGAGAGAAAUGCAGCCGCGUCCACACAGCCCUGCAGGGGAUUCCGGGUCUGAAGCUGGUGGGAGACGCUCUCACUCCCGCGCUGCACCUGCAGCUGGAGAGGAGCUCUGGCUCCCGGGACACGGACGUCAAAACGCUGCGGAGGAUCGUGGAUUACUGUUUGGACCGCAAGGUGGCGCUGACCCAGGCCCGAUACCUGGACAAAGAGGAAAGGUUUCUCCCCCCGCCGACAAUUCGGGUGGUGGUGACGGUUGAGCAGACGGAGGAGGAGAUCGAGAGUGCUGCACGUUUGAUCCGGGAAGCAGCGCUCGCCGUCCUGGAGUAAUCUACCGGAGUGGAGCGGAAUAAACACUCAAAUAUCCACGGUUAUUCCCAAAGUAAGGGAACCACCGGAGGCCCUGGCCAUUCACUACGGGGAGGGGACCGCCUUCCUGUCUGCAAACGGGGGGGUGGGGGUAAAAUGUGUUUGAUACUUGAAGCAAGACGUCCGUUAGCGUAGCCUACUACAACCAAUGUAACAAGAGGAACGUAAUUGUUGCACCUGUGUUUAUUUUUGUUUCUUUGUCGUUCGUGUUUGUGUCCAAUAACGGUAUAAAAACGAUGUCGCAGCGGCCGUUGUUCUCUAACCCGUAUCCGAAUAAACGGGGAUGUGUGAAAAUGUGCAGGCUUCACUUCCCGUUUGAUUACGUGUGACCCACUGAAAGUCACCUCUGUUGCAUUCAGUCCGCGGUCAUAUCAGCUCAAACAUGUUCAAAACACGCUAAUUUACUAGUUUUAUAUAUAGAAUGACUUUUAUAAAUAUAUAUUGUUCGAGCUGACAUUUCUUUGCUAAGUUAUUUUUGUCUUAUUUAGUACAGGAACCAAAUUGCUUGUGUACAUUUUCUUUCUUCUCUUUGGACCAAAGUUAAGAUUUCAAAACAUUCUUGCACUGUUCAUGCACACAUUGUACUAUUUUUCUAAUAAAUUGCUAUUACGUAAAGGAAACAUACUUUAGAAAAUUAUGAGUCAAAUAUUUAUGGUAUUUGUGUGUUCAUUCACCCACCCUGUACUAUGUGCUAAAGCAUAAAUCUGACUGGUUUUCCUUCUACUGAAGUAAGUGAGGGGGGAUUUUUCAAGCAUUAUAUUUUCUAUCAUGUUAAAUAGAUUCUCAGUACAUUGUGCACAGCGUUUUACCUGAAAGCUUUAAUGUUUUGUAAAUGAUUGGUUGCAGAACUUUAAUUUAACAGGUUAUUUCACGAUGGGGUGAAAUAACACUCAAAAUGUACUCUGAUUGUAGGCCUAUUCUAUUACAACUGAAUACUGAGUUAUAGAGUGGAAAAAGGUAGUGCAUUUGCACGAGUGUUUAUCCUGUAGUGCACAUCCAUCUGAAUGGCCUUUUGCAUAUCCUCGUUUUGGUUUUUUAAACUUGAUUGCAAAUUGCUUUUGUACAGAACAGUGUGACGUUUUUCUUCAACACCUCGAUCUACAGUUCAUGACGUGCCUUUUGUGUUGCUACAGAGUUGACUGUAUGGUUUAAACAGCCACUGUUUUAAAUAAUAUUAAUAAAAUAAAAUGGGUA